This is a messenger RNA of Fusarium sp. VM40, 4134 nucleotides long. Lineage: Eukaryota; Fungi; Ascomycota; Sordariomycetes; Hypocreales; Nectriaceae. The record is from the annotation of a GenBank genome assembly.
AUGCGUGUCACCGCAUCCAUCGGGGUCCUUGUGGCCGCCGGUCUCUUCGGCCACUCUGCCUCUCAGGCCACUGGCUACGGGAACCCUAACGGCAGCCCGCUAGGCGAUUCGACUGACGGUUCUGGCAACAACAUCCCUGGUAGCAACAGUGGAGUGCCUGGCUCUCUGCCUUAUCCAAGCAACUCUGGAGGAUCCGUUCCUGGCUCUCUUCCCAGCGGUGUUGGUCCUGUCUCUCCUGGUGAUGGCUCUAGUGGUCUUCCCCCCAACGGACCUGGCGAUGUUCCCGGUGGUAUCCCUAAUGGUUUCCCUAAUGGUUUCCCUGGUGGUGUCCCUGGUGGUGUCCCUGGUGGUGUCCCUGGUGGUGUCCCUGGUGGUGUCCCUGGUGGUGUCCCUGGUGGACCCGUGGUCAUUCCUGGUAGCUUCCCUACAAAUGCUCCUUCGAACGGUCCUGGUUCUCCCAACUUCUCUGGGUCACCUGACUCUGGUGCAUCGAAUCUCCCUACCUGCCCUUUCCGUUCUACCACAACUGCAACCGUUGUUGUCACUGUCUAUCCAACGGGCAGCCAGGACGGAUCUGAUUUUCAUUGGCCUGAUGAUUCUGAUUCUGAUUCUGACGAAACCGACCUCCCAACUCCCAUACCCACCAAUCCUGCCCAAGUCACUCCUUUGACUCCCGCCUCUGUUAUCCCCCCCUUUACUACUUUGACGCUAGAUAUUUGGGGCCCUGACGGCAGCCCUUCAGGUACCGAUAAUGGCGAUACGGGUGAUAACGGCCCUAGCAACGGCAACAGUCCUGGCGAAGGCAACAGUCCUGGCGAAGGCAACAGUCCUGGCGAAGGCAACAGUCCUGGCGAAGGCAACAGUCCUGGCGAAGGCAACAGUCCUGGCGAAGGCAACAGUCCUGGCGAUGGAUCUGACUCCGGCUCUGGUGGUAGCCCUGGAUCAGGUGGCGAGAAUGGUUCUCAGACUAGCCCAGAUUCCCCUUUCUUUUCUUCCGCGCCUGGCACCAAUGGCGCCCCCGAGUACUCUGACAGUGACUCUUCUGCGGGACUUUCUGGAGCUUCUGGCGCUAACAGACCUACAUCUGAGGCCGCUCCUGUUCAAACACCUGGCUCCUCUAGCAAUGGAGCUGUUUCUGAUAACCAGCCUCAGAUACCUUCUACAGGCCCUGUCCAAGAAGCUAGUGGCAGUUUGCCCGUCACCACCCAGGCCGGUCCCCAAGGUCAAGGAGAAAACUCUUUCAUCACCAUCACUGGCCAAGAUGGUUUACCCACUAUUAUCAGUAGCGGUGGCAGUAUGGCCCCAGGUCAGGGACAGCCUCCCACAGCCCCAGGCUUCCCGCAGAACGGCAACACUCCAGGUUCUUCCGGUGGAGUUUUUCCAGGAGUCCCUCCUCCUCCUUCCGCACCUACUGGCGUUCCAGAUUCACAAGGACCUUUCAACUCUCAAGCUGUACCUCUUACUGGUACUGGACCUGUACCAGGUAUCACAAGAUGUGCAACACUGACUAUCACUGGGACCGAUGGCCUUCCUACAGUCGUUGACUCAACAUGGGUUGUCCCUCUUAACACACCUCUCUCUGCGGAUUCCUCGCAGCUUCCAGUCACCUUCGAUCCUCAAACCUCGCUUUCAGGUAUUCCACUUGACAUUGGUAGCAUCCCUACAGUCGUCGGCUCGACUUGGGCUGUUUCUUCUGACGCACCUAUCUCCUCAGGCUCCUCGCAACUUCCAGUCACCUUCGAUCCCCAAGCCAUUCUCUCGAGCAUUCCGCUUGACGCCAAUAGCUACCCUACUGUGCCUAUCUCCACACUUGGCUCGCCCCAAGAUGGACCCGGAGGCUCAGCUACAACUACAUGUACAAGUUACACCAUUAUUGGACCGGAUGGUCUCCCUACUGUGGUCCACUCGACUUGGGCUAUUCCUGUCGCUACACCUGGUUUCCCCGGUUCAGCUGGAGUUUCCAACUCAGUUUCUUCUGGAGGCCUUCUAACUAUCACUGGCUUUUCGACCUUUGCUCCUUCUGAUCUUACGGGUCCCUCUGCCACUGCAUCUAGCAUAGACAACCGAUCACCUACUACUUACUCAAGCUACACCGUCAUUAGCACUGAUGGACUUCCUACUGUAGUCGACAGCACAUGGAUCAUCCCUGGACCAAUAAACACCGGUGCCACUGUUAGCAGUGACCCUGAGGACCCAUCCCAAUCUACAGGCACUCUUCCCACCGGCGCUACAUCAGACGCUACGAUGCAAAUGACCGGUGCUCCUGAAUUGCCCUCUUCUGGAUCAACUGAUAGUACUGGGCCUGGGGAGAUUGGAAGCGAGAGCUUCACCACAUGUAUCAGUUACACUAUCACCGGACCAGAUGGUCUUCCUACAAUUGUCGAGUCGACCUUGGUUUUCCCUGGAUCUGUCAAUACUCAAUCUGGACUACCUGGUAACCCUUCAUUCGUUUCUGAUUCACUUCCCUCUGGCCUGCCUACUGGAAACUCCGGCCCAGUGACUGCAUCUGCUGGCUCCCCCUCCCCUGGCAACCAAAACAGCACGCCUGGCAUCACAACCUGUAUCACCUACACCGUCGUCGGAACAGACGGCGUCCCAACUGUCACUGAAUCGACUUUCGUGAUCCCUACAGGAGCUGCAACACCUACCGGCACGAGUCUUAACCUCCCUACUAUCACCGUCGAUGGUCAGGCUGAUACUUCACGUGAUAUCGUUGAACCCUCCACCAUCAUCACAACGGCAGCCAUCCUUGGACCUGAUGGGAAACCAACACCAACUGUGCAAACAAUCAUCCUCAGCGAUUCAUCCGCCCUUGGUGUUUCAGCUAGUGCUCCUCAAAGCAUUGUUUCUGCCAUCACAGUUCCAGCCGCGACUGGCACUCUUCUUACUACCGGAAACUUUGAUCCACUAUCCACGGGCGCCCCAAGCCUCAACGGAUACGAUGCUGGCAUUCCGAAUGAGUCCAUGUCGAUUGUACUCACCGAUGCUAGCGCCGAGGCACAAGGCGCAUCCGCGACUGGGACAACCACUGGGACGCUUACAUGGACUGUUACGUCUGUCACCGAUGCUUCGGGAAAUGCUGUGGUUUCAGGCGGCAUUGCCGAAUCCUCUCUUUACCCAUCAGGUGAAGGUGUCUCGGACCAACUUCCCCAGACAGCGUAUGGUCCUAUGGUCAGCGAAAGCACUCUAUGGCCUCUGAACGCAAACCCCACCAAUCUGCAAACUUCGACAUGGACGAAUGUCAUCAAAGCGGAGACUACCUCUUACACAAUAGACUAUCCUCUCACGACCCUUGCCACCGUCACUGUACCUGGAAAGAGAUUGUUUCGUCGUCAAGAGAUGUUUGCAUGGUCCAACUCGACCACAGCUGUCUCAAGUAUGACUUCGUCCUCAUCCACAACCACGGCCUCCGAGACCAGUUCUCCUUCCAUCUGUGCUACAGGUGGAAGUAUCGGUAACACCACAAUUGAUUUCGAUAACUCCAAGCCCGGACCCCUCUUCAAUCCUGUUGAAAAUAUCUGGUUCUCUGGAGGAUUCCUCAUUGCACCUCCAACCUCGCACCAGCCUCAACCAUACAUCCCUUCUUCCGGUGGUCAGCUCGUGGAGUUUGUGCCUCCUGCCCUCUCGAACACUACGACUACGAUCUCAGGAGACGUCGCACAGAUCGGUGUAGGACCCCAUGCCGCCAGUCCGUGCUUUCGAUUCGAUUUCUUUGGUGCCACCCUUGGCUGCGAUGCCCACGGGGACGAGAAGUGGUGCGAAUUUGAGAUUUCGGCUUACCGCUGGAACGAAACUUCGUCUACCGAAGAGUCCAUCGCUUGGUCGGAAACGAAGCAGAUCCCUGCCUGUUCUACAUUCUCCGAAGGUGGCUACGGGCUGACUCGUGUUGAUUUGGACGGCUACAUAGAUCUCUCAUCUGUCUUGAUCACCGUACGCGUCUCCUCCAAUCUCCGAGUCUGGUGGGGAGAUGAUUUCCGCGUUGGCUGGACCGACAACAGCUGUAUUGCCGCGUCUUGCCGCACAAACGCGCCGUCUCAGAUCGCCAAGCGAGAGACUGUUCUAUCAGCUCUGCGCCAAGGUGUGUACCAAUGGACGCCAAAUGAGCUCAAGCGCCUGGAGGACAGUUUGGUUUAG